Molecule: messenger RNA, 6945 nt
Organism: Amborella trichopoda
Lineage: Eukaryota; Viridiplantae; Streptophyta; Magnoliopsida; Amborellales; Amborellaceae
Product: ABC transporter G family member 53
Cellular component (GO): membrane
Molecular function (GO): ABC-type transporter activity; ATP hydrolysis activity; ATP binding
Source: RefSeq, a predicted model, not a curated record
GAUUCAAAAUUCUCCCGGCUUGCAGGAGGGGAGACCAAGCUCUCCUCCUCUUUCUCUCUCUAAAACCAGGCUACUUCAAAAAUGAAAACCCUUGGAUUUAUUCAAUGAUUGAAGCCCUAACUUCCAAGUGGCAAACCAGUAGACAGGGCAUGGCCAUGACAACCUUCCUUUCGUCACUUACCGGAUUUUUCAAGCUUCCUUUUACCGGAUUUCGCAAACUUCCUUUUCCUAUCUCUAUCAGUCUCUGUCAAGCUUCAUCACCAUACCUCUGGCUGUGGAGCUACUCUGCACCGGGUCCUUUAAGAAUGGAUCUCCCUUCACCUGGUUCCUCCUGCCCUGAUUUUCUAUUUUGUUUCUUCAUCUUACCUCUAAAUGGAUGGAGGGGUUCCCUCUGUUUAAGUGGGAUUGGUUGACUAUGAAUUUUUUUGUGCCGUAAAGUUUUUUGCAUGAAUUUGAUUUUUGAAAGAAUCAGUGUUCUAUGUGCAUUAUGAGAGGAUUCUCUUGGAAUAUUUUUGCCUCUUAGGGUUUUGAUAUUCUUGGAUUUUCUGAGCCCUGGUUUUUUCUCAGGUCUAUUUAAAAGUUAUGAAAUUCUGAUCUUUUGGUAGCAGAGUCUUGAUAAGUUGAAUUUCUAAGCUUCUUUCUUGUUUUCUUCUUUGUUGCUUAGAUGUGCCCUAUAAUGUGUUGAUCUACAAGAAAUACCACUAUUCGGAAUUCGGGACGUUGUUUUGCCUCGUUCUUUUCAUGCAAUGCUGGUGUUUUGGCAGUAGAAACUUGGUCUUUUGAAUGUUGAAACUCCUGCUGGCUUUUCUCUGAAGAAUUCUGCAAAAAAUUGAUGCAUUUUUGUGGAUUAUGUUGAAUUUCUUCUUCUUUCCCUUUAAUCUGCAUUAUAACUUUUAUUCCUAGAUGAUUAGAGCGGUUUCCUGAAACUUUGAGCUAAUGGUCCUUUUCACAAGUAUCUGUCCAUGUUUCUUCUUUGUUUGCUUGUAGACUUUGUGUCAACUUUUCUUUUUAACCCCUAGAGCUGCACAUUGAAGUUUAAGGAGUUUCUUUUUGUGCACUCAGUUUUCCUAUGUUUAUCUCUUCAAGUCCAGAUUUGCGGUCUUGUUUGCUUUGCACUUCCAAGUGUCUACUAGUGUAUGUUCUAUAAUCUUGUGCAUUGAGCAUCUCCAUAAUGGGAACUUUGAAUCUAUAUUCUUUGGAGCUAAUUCUGUUACAGUUUUGGAGAUUCUUAAGAUUACAAAAUUCUGGUUACUUGUAAAGUUCUAAAAUCUUGAUUAUCCAACUGAAUUUUUGAGUCUCUCAUUAGGUUUGCCCAAUUCUCCGUCUAAGCCCAUUUUGAGCCUUAUAUUUCAUUUUUGUGAUUAUACAUGAUGAAAUUAGAUACCCAGCAUCGUUGUAUCUCAGUUCCCACCCAAAUUUGUAAAUAUCAAUCCGGAAGCAAUAAUUUUUUAGAUUCAUUUACAUUGUUGUGAAUGUGAUUCCCCAAUCAUGAGAAAGAUUUUCUCCACUCUCUAAUCAAAAUCAACAAAAUUGGCUGCCCUCAAUCCGAUUUGUUCUUUUAAAACUGAAUAAGUUUUUAUCUGCAUCCUGAAACCCUGGACCACCAUGGAGAUUGAUCCUGAUGCACCUGAAUGGCUGAAUCUCAAUGGUCUUAACUCACCCUCAGAACCAAUCGAAUGGAUUUUAGACAAACAGGCGAUCAUGGAUAGGCACCAAACAUGUGUGCCCCCAAUGAACAGUCCUCUUUCAAGCCCUGAAAAUUUUUUUAAUGUCUAUUCUGUAAGUAGUGAAAGAGACAAUGAGACCAGUACCAUCCAAGCCAACAUGUCACGGGUCAUGGACUGCUCUUCUCAUGAAGUUGGGCACAUGAUCAACAAUGCAUCAACUGAUAGCUUGAGGAGAGUGGCGUUAGAGUGGUACGAGAACUUUAAGAGGAAUGGGCUUGCUAAAGAAGCAGAGAAAGCGUUAAGGGAGCAGUUUGAAGGUGAAGAACUGGAUGGAGAGGGAGGAGAUCAAGGGGGUAUAUUGAGUGAAGGAGGAGCACAUCUCGUUGGGAUGAAGUAUGUGUUGAAAGAUGGUUUUGUUAGCUAUCUUCAUGAAGUUGCUCAGAUAACGUCGAUACCUCAACAGGUGGUAAGAUUUUCUGGUAUUCAAUACUCCAGGAAAUUUGAAAAUUUGCAUAGUGGAUAUGAAACAUUCGGGAAGAAGCUCUUUGGGUGCUUCUUUGGCCUUGCUUUUCGUCUUCUCCAGAAAAGAUACUCAUCUUGGAUGCCUGUUCUUAAAGGCAUCGAUGGCUAUGUUAUGCCUGGAUCAAUGACUCUCCUUCUUGGUCCUCCAGGCAGUGGGAAAAGUUCGCUUCUGCAAAUUCUUGCAGGGAAAGCAGGAUCUUCAAAGCUUGCACUUUUGGAAGGAGCUGUCAUGUAUAAUGAUAAGCUUGCAUCAGAGGUUUGUCUAAGCAGGCUGGUUGCAUUUAUCGAUGGCCAGUUCAACAAGCAUAUUCCUUUCUUAUCCAUACGUGAAACUUUGAAAUUCGCAAGGGACUGCACUCAGGGUCUGAGGCCCAAGAACUUCACCCCACAGAUGAGGAAAUUCUUCGCAGAUGCCCUGGUUGAGGGACAGGACCCUUUCCUGGAAUAUGUGCUGGAGAUCCUUGGCUUGAAAGAAAUCCAGCAUCAACUUGUUGGUGAAGAAUUGUCUGAGAGUGAUCAUCAGAAGUUGACCACUGCUGAGCUUGCACUUGGGACAUAUGCUGUGAUGCUUUAUGACCAGCCACCUGCAGAUUUAGACCCAGCAGCUAUUUAUGACCUUGUUGACAUGCUGCGAAUACUCAGCAGGAUUAAACAGUCCUCCGCAGUAAUGGUUCUCCCUGAAGUUUCGCAAGAAACCUUCAAUCUGUUUGAUAGGCUUGUUCUUCUAGGAAAUGGACAAAUAUUGUAUCAAGGGCCUCGUCAGGAUGCUGUCCUCUACUUUGCAAAGCUGGGAUAUACUAAGCCAUUGCAUGUAGAUUCAGGUGCUUUCUUGGAAGACAUAGCGAGUGGGCAGGGGUCCCAAUACAUUGCCCCAGGCUUUGCUGCAUUAAGUGUGGAGGAACUUGCUAAGUGCUACAAGAUGUCAGAUCACUACAAAGAUGUGAUGAGAAUUGUCGAGGGAGAGGAUAUCAAAUGCACUUAUUGGGUAAAAAGUGAAGCUGGUCUUUGUCUGUCUUUAAAGACAGAAUUUGGACAUGGUACUUCAGUCAAUUCUGAGCCCAGACAUGAGGCAGAGUUGGUAGUUGCUGAGUUGUCAAGCAAGAUUGGUUCCUUCGAGGGGAUAGAGAGCACAAGCAUAGUUCAGGUUGGUGAUGUCGUGAAAGGAAUCUCCAUAAACAAUGAAGGGAUGCAGUAUCUUGGAGUAGAUUCAAGGUGGAACCAAUGUGAUGACACCUCCCAAGUUUACUCAAAGCUUAGUCAUGCACGUGGCCAUAUCAGUCUUCAAUUGGAACGUUACAAAGAUAGGGAGGACAAAUACCAAUCUCAUUCUGAACAAUUUCAGAGACCGUUCAUACAGACCUGGGGGGAAUCAACCAAGGUUCUCAUACAGAGGCAAAUGAAAAUUGCUAGACAACUUCAUAUGUUGAUCAAACUCCGCUUAUUCCAGUCUACUGUUUUGGGCUUAUUUGCUGGGACGAUGUUCUACAAGAUGGUGGGGCAGUAUAAUCAGAUGCAGAUGAAUUCUGUUCGGGCUCUCGGGUUUGUAUCAACCAUGAAUGUUAUGCUGAUAAACCUAGUACAACUUCCUCUCCACAUGCUUCAGAGGCCCAUUUUCUACAAGCAGAGAUCCCAGAGAUUUUUCCGAGCUUCUUCCUUUGCAAUUGCCUAUCAUGUUGUCAGCCUUCCACAGGCAUUUCUUGAGGCACUGGCAUACACAAUUUGUGUUUACUUUUUGGCUGGCCUGUCUUUGGUAGCAAAUGGUGUGAUAUUCUUGGAAUACCUUCUUUUGCUAUUUCUGGUGGACUUUUUCGGUUCAUCUCUGAUCUUUUUGAUAAGUGCCAUCUCUUCCAUUUCUGAAAUGGGGAGUGCUUUGGCAGGGUUGAUUGUCUCCUACUUCCUCCUCUUCUGUGGCUUCGUAAUCUACCCACAUAACAUUCCCAGAUACUGGAAAUGGAUGUACUACAUAAACCCGCUCCACCACGCCAACUUAGCCUUCUGCUACCAACAAUUCAAUCACGGUUAUGCCAGGCCUUGCGCUGACUUCAUUGACGAGCUCCCCUUCUGCAAAAGCUCACCAGGUCAACCAGUUGGAAAAGCAUAUCUUGCAUUCAAUCAGAUAGCAGGCAGCAGCAGAAGCUGGCUCCCAUACGUUGUGAUAUUUGGUUGGAUUAUUAUUAUUCACAUUCUAACCUUCAUAGCACUGAAUAAGAUAGAAUUCAAGGGGGACAAUCCAUCUUUGCCCCAGCUCAAAAGGACUAAGGUGCCUAGAAAUUAUGAGGAAAAUGGGGCGAAUGGUUUGUGUUCAUCUAGCAGAGGAGAAUCUGAUGACAGCUUCAUGUCCAAGUUGGUAUGGCCAGCCUCACCUGACCUUGGUCCUUGGAUGCCGAAGACUUGUGUGGACAUGGGGUGGGCUGGGCUUGCUCUGCCUAUCAUUCCAAUGGUGCUCUCAUUCGAGAAACUUGCCCUAACAAGGUCCAACCCAAAGACCAAAGAAAUCUCCCAUGUGUUUGGUCCUGUCUCUGGCUUUGCAGUGCCUGGCACAAUGCUAGCCCUAAUCGGUGGUCUGAAAUCGAGCAACUCCAUCCUCCUCCGAUGCCUAGCUGGCCACACCCCUCCAUCAGGCAAACUCACUGGUGAGCUCCUUGCCAAUGGCCGCCAGCUACCCUCCAUCUCUGUAUUCUCUCGUGUAGUUGGCAUUGUCGUGGGGCUUGAAGCCCAUCAAUGCUAUCUCUCUGUUCGUGAGUCCCUCCAGUUUAGUGCAGGUCUUAGGAUUGAUUCCUCUUCCCCAACCAUGAGCCGCAGUGCCCUUAGGCUUCAUGUUGAGCUUGUACUUGCUCAGCUUGGCCUCACCCCAGUGGCUGACUGGCUUGUUGGCUCCUUCUACAGCAAAAAAACCAAAGAAAUUGCACGUAAGAUUGCCAUUGCCAUUGAACUUGCUGCUAACCCUAGCCUCCUCUUCCUCGACAAUCCUACCUCUGGCCUCGACAAUGCUGCCUCUUUAACUAUUCUUAGUAUCCUGUCUCGUGUGUCAGCUUCUGGCCGGAUUAUCAUCUCCUCUUUGACCCACCCAAGUUCCCGAGUCCUUUCCCUAUUUCAACGUGCCCUAAUUUUGAGCCACAAUGGUGGCCAUGCAUAUUUUGGGGCAGUGGGUUUUGACUGCAAAGAGAUUCUUGACUUCUUCAACUCGAUUCCAAAAGUGCCCCAAUAUCUUGGAACACAGAGUCCAACUGACUUCGUUAUGGACAUACUUGGUUGUGGCAUCAACAAUCGCAAACCCCCUAUAAAGAACUUUGCAUAUAUAUACGAAUCCAGUACGUUGCAUGAUGCCAACAGAAAGGAAAUCAUCAACGUGAGGAAGAGGUUGACUGGGCAAGGGAAGCCAUAUAUGGCAGACUUUGCAUACCCCACGACAUAUAUACGGCAGGUGGCCAUGGUAGUCCUAAGGAGCCAAAGACUCCUAUGGAGGAAUGUGCGCUACACGUUUGGGAGGCUUAUUGGAUGUGCCACAUUAGGCCUCCUAAUGGGCUCUCUCUACUUCCAAAUCGAGUACAAUGACAUUUAUGGGUUGACCUCAAGAGCACUCUACAUAUACAUGCAACUCUUGCUGCUUGGUGUGGUCUCUGCUAACAAUGUGAUCCCUCAAAUUAACAGCGACCGACCUGCAUGGAUUCGAGAGAGACGAUUAGGAUUAUAUGCUCCCUUCAUAUACCCAAUCUCUUGGGCAUUUGCUGAGGCCCCAUACUUCCUCAUCUCCAGUCUCGUGCUUGUAAGCAUCGGGAAUGGCCUUGCGGGAGUAGCCACAAGGAGCGUUAGAGCAUUCCUAACAUAUUGGGUAGGGCUUUGGGCAUUUGUCAUGUGCUCGACUUGCUUUGGGAUGAUGGUGGCUCUCUUGGUUCCAACUCCUGCACAAGCUGCCUUUAUUGUCUCUGUGAUGAUGUCUAUGUGGGUCUCCACUUCUGGUGUGCUUGUGCUUCCUCCUGAUAUAAGACUAUAUUAUCGUGCACUCUUUUGGUUCAACCCGUUUCGACUAGCUGGCAAUGUUUUGACGUCGGUGAGCUUUUAUUGUGACACUGGGAGGUGCAGGUUGAGUGGGGUUUGCAGCUGCCCAAGGCUGCCUGAUGGGGUAUUUGUUUGGGACGAGAUCCAGGCUGCGAGGUGGUUGAACCCAGGUCGGGUUGGGUGGGAUAUUCUGGCGUUGGUCGGGAUGAGUGUCUUGUUUACGGGACUUGCAUCUGUCUUCUUUGUCACCCUUAGGCACAACUCGUCAGGUUCAAGAUAGGGUGGGUGGUCAAAUGUGGCAAUUCUACAUUUUCACCAGUUUUACUUAAAAGUCUUACUGUAAGAAUUAGCAAAUAUACGUGGUUAUGCGGCAGUGCAUCUUUGUGGUGCUUGUUUUUGGGCAGCCAAUCUGUGUUUUAUGCUCACUCUUUUUAUUCAGAUGUAGUGUUGCAGUCUUCAAUUCUAACCAUUCCAAGCUUGAAUCCUGAAGCUCCUGCUUUCUAUCAAGAUGUUCCGAGGUUCUCCAUGUCAAAUUAAGGUUGAUAUGCAAAGGCGAAUAAUUUAAACUCACAUUUACAUUAACCAGCCUCACUGGAACUACGACUUUUUUUGGUUACUUUAGCCGCAGGAUUCAAACUUAACAUGUAGUGUUGCCACAGUCGAUGCCUAAAGAAUCAUGCGAGCGUGAAUCUGAACCUUUUAAGUUCUCCUUUAUCGAGUUUUGCACUGAAAGAAAUGCAGUAUUCAAUUUGUCUUC